AUGUCUGCAAAGACUUAUUUCUUCUUCAUUCAACGUCUUUUUUCUUCCUUCCUUUCUUCCUCAUUUUCUUUUUUCUAUUUCCUCUUUCUUUCUUCCUUCCUGAUUUUCUUCUUCUUCUUCUUCUUCUUCUUCUUCUUCUUCUUCUUCUUCUUCUUCUUUCGUUUCUUACUCCCUUCGAUACUCAUUUUUACUUUCUUCCUCUUCCCUUCUUUUUUCAUCUUUACAUUUUUAUUCUUCUUCUUCCUUCCAUCCUUCCUCAUUUUCACUCUCUUCUUCUUCCUUCCUUACUCAUUUUUAUUUUCUUCUUCUUUUUUUUUCCUCACUUUCAUUUUUUCUUCUUCUUCUUCUUCCAUCCUUCCAUCUUUCCUCAUUUUCAUUUUCUCCUUCUUCUUCUUCUUCUUCUUCUUCUCAUUUUCACUUUUUUCUUCUUCUUCUUUCCUCAUUUACACUUUCUUCUUUUUUUUCUUCUUUUUCUUCUUCUUCUUUUUCUUCUUCCUUCCUUUCUUCCUUCCUUCCUUACUUUCUCAUUUUCACUUUCUUCUUCUUCUUCUUCUUCUUCUUCUUCUUUCCUUCCUUCCUUCAUUACUUUCUCAUUUUUACUUAUUUCUUCUUCUUCUUUUCUCAUUUUCACUAUCUUCGUCUUUUACUUCUUCUUCUUCUUCUUCCUUCCUCAUUUUCACUUUUUUCUUCUUCUUCUUCUUUCCUCAAUUUCACUUCUUAUUCUUCUUCCUUCCUUCCUUACUUUUUCAUUUUCACUUUUCCUACUUCUUUCCUCAUUUUCACUUUCUUCUUUUUCUUCUUCUUCUUCUUCUUCUUCUUCUUACUUCCUUCGUUCCUUCCUUGCUUCAUUACUUUCUCAUUUUCACUUAUUUCUUCUUCUUUCCUCAUUUUCACUAUCUUCUUCUUUUUCUCCAUCUUCUUCUUCUUCUUCUUCUUCUUCCUUCCUUCCUUCCUCAUUUUCACUUUCUUCUUCUUCUUCUUCUUUCCUCAUAUUCACUCUUCUUCUUUUCUUCUUCUUCUUCUUUUCAUUAUUAUUAUUAUUAUUAUUAUUGGUGA
Messenger RNA from Acanthosepion pharaonis, 1056 nucleotides. The record is from the annotation of a GenBank genome assembly. Lineage: Eukaryota; Metazoa; Mollusca; Cephalopoda; Sepiida; Sepiidae.